AUCUUGGCUCUGUCCUUGCAAGAGAAUGAAGCUGAAAACCGCAGAGCGGAGGGUCCCUUUGUUUGGAAGUUUGUUUUGAACUUUGAGACUCCAGAAUGGAGAUAAACACGUCUCACUCGGAAACAGGCAAAUGCUCCUGGGUGUUGGAAAACCAGGUGACAUUUGAGAUCAGCUGAAGAAGAAGGAACAGCCAUCCUGAUUUGCCGUAGGGCCGUGGGGAAGGAGAGGGUACAGAACUAAGUGAAAAAAGAGAAAAUCACAGGUCCAGUGGGAAGCAAAACCAGAUGCAGGUGAUAAGUCUAAAGGCUUCUUUGUGGAAGAGUUGAGUGGGGUGCAGAUGGUCAAGACCACAUUCUCAAGAUGCAGGAACCUGGGAUGGGAAUGCCCUACUAGAGUUCUUGGUUCUCAGCUUCUGGGUGUGUUGUGGUUGGAGUUUGGCAGAAGAUCUGACCAUGUUCCAGGCUGAUGCAGAGACCUUUGAUCCCCCAGGGGCACCACUAGUUUGUGGCUGAGCCCCAGGCCCUGAGCAAAGACUAGACUUCCCACCAGGAAAUGGUGCUUUGCGUGGUGCUCCCUGACUCCAGUUCUGUUCCUCUUUCCUCCCUGGGGGAGCUCCCAAACUGGGGUGGAAUUGGCAGGACACAGGCCUGUUUUUCUGGCCCAAACAGUUUGGUGAUAGAGCCAUACUUUUCUUCUUGUUGCUUACAUUGUUUUGUGCAGAAAUGUUUAAAAAAAAAAAAUCAAAGGGGUUCCUGAGGUCUUUGGGAAGCUUCUGGGGGGCAGGGAACAAAGGAACUGGCUUUGAGAUCAGAGCACUGGGGGCUGCAGUGCUGACUGCGGGGAGCUCUGGGCAGACGGUCCCACCACAGGGUUCUGCUGUGGCCCCGUACUCACAUCCGACCACAGCCCGAGCCUCCUUCCUGAUAGUCGCCCUGCCAGCAGAAGCCAGGAGCUGGGGUGGAGCCAGCUCCGGAUGGGAAUCUGGGAGAUCUGGGAGCUGGACUCAGCCCUGCUGUUCCCUUGGUCAAGCUUCCCUGGGCUCAGUUUUCUUAUUGGGAUCUAAAAGGGAUGUCAGUGAGCCUUCUAACCUACUCUUCCAUUUUACAGAUUAAGGGACUUUGCCUUACUCAUUAUUCACCAAUCAUCUCUCUUCUGCCUACAGUACUGCUUUGUAGCAACCUCCCUGCUCUGCCUUCCUUUAAUAAUGCCAGUCAUUUCCUCACGAUGCCCUCAAGUCCUGUCUUCUCCUGGAAACCAUCCUCUGAGCUCCUCUAGCCCUGACUGCCCAGGCCAGUCAUUAUCUCCUACCCACCCCUCCUUUUGGCUCCCUACACGGAAGGAGUCCCUGGCCUUGCGGUGAGUUUGUCCAUCUUGGAACUUUGCACAUGCUGGUCCCUACACCUGCUUUGCUCUUCCCCUGUUUCUUUGCAAAGCUGGAAGCUCAUCUUCCUUUAGGUCUUCGCUUAAUUGCUGCCUCCCUAGAGAGGCCUUGCAUGACCAGCUAGCUAAAGUAUCCUGAGAAUCUUUAAUUAAUGGGUGGAGUGAAAACCUCUCAGACAACACGGACUUACUCAUCUCAGAGUUCAGUUAAAUUAACUCCCAUGCCCUCCUACCCUGAAUUGGCUGGCUUCCCUCUUUAUUCACUUGGCUCUUUAAGACCUAACUUCUAUCUCAGAAUAUGGUCUUCCAAUAUAUCCUUUAGAAUCUGCCGAGGGCGCCCCUCUCUCAUAGGUAUUAAGAAUUACAAGUGGGUCUUCAUGGUGGCACAGCUGGACCUUACAGCGCUGUCCUGUGCAAGAGAAAAGCAUCGGCAAUCGGAGGACCUGAGUUUCGGGUUUGCCCUCACUUCCUAGCUAUGCGACCUUGGGCAACCAAUUAAUUCUUGUCUGAAUCUACUCAGCUGUAAUGAAUAACAGUUGCCUUUAAACAUUAUUAUAAUACAUAUUAUAAUUAUCCCUUUCCUGUGUGUACCUCAGGGUUGUUCCAGGAAUGCAAUGAGAAACUGCGUGCUUUGUGAGUGAAAGUCUAUGCAAAGUAGGUGAUGAUUAUUUUUCCCUCAUCUCAUUACAAAUUAGCCAUUCGAGCUCAGUUAUUUACACAGAAUUUGCAGAAGGUAACAUCCUAUACCCUGAUGCCCAGGAAGGCCAUGGCAAAGGGCAAGCAGAAGGCUGCGGUAUGUGUGUGCUCGUCAUUUCCCCAGGAACACCAUUAACGUGCACUGCGCUGCUUGGCCUGACUUUGCAAUCCACAGGCCUCCUGUAAGCACCGCAUAACCCCAGAAAGGGCAGCAAGCCUCUAUUUAUGAGAGAAUCCCACAGUUGACUCCCCAGCAUCGGCGAGUUUUGGGUUGCCCUUGCUGUGCUAACAUUAGAGCUCAUCGAAAAGAAGUCCCUCCUUCUACAGAGCCCCAGUGGGCGUUGGGGGAUUUGGGCAGUAACCAUAAGGCAAGGCCUCUGGCGUCUAGAGGAUCACUAGGUGCUUAGAAAUUCCCAGGACCCAUUCUGCUUCCAUUUGGGAAUUGCAUCUAAGAGUCGAGGCCUCCUUCCACCAUAGAGAAAUCCUCACAAGGUGGGCAGAGAGGAAGUUUCAUUGCAGCGGGAUUGUAUUUGUGAUACAAAGAGAAUUGGAAACAAUAUAAAUGACACUGCAGAGGGAGCUGAACAGUGGCAUAUCGUCCUAAGGAAUGGCACCCAGCAACUAGCCAAAUGAGGUGGGUGCUGAUGAUGUCAUAACCUGCUCAAGACCUAGUGUCCCGUGGGGGCGAGGGCAAGCUGCAGACCCAUACCUACAGUACACCACAAAUGAUUAAGACAAACAUGUAGAAAGCCCACUAUCUUCCCUAGGAGUGCAUGUUAGGGCAUAAGAUGUGGUCUGGAAUAAUGACAGUAUUUAGCUCCAGGUGAGAAAGAUGUGGGGCACCGACAGAUGGCCAGGAUUGGGGGAGAGGUGGCUUAGGGGGACACUGGACUUAGGGACCAUGUUUCAUUUCAUGUUUUUAUUUUUUAUUUUUAUUUAUUUAUUUAUUUUUUAUAAAGAUUUUUAUUUUAUUUAUUUGACAGAGAGAGAGACAGACAGCUAGAGAGGGAGCACAGCAGGGGGAGUGGGAGAGGGAGAAGCAGGCUCCCGGCCGAGCAGAGAGCCCGAUGCGGGGCUCGAUCCCAGGACCCUGGGAUCAUGACCUGAGCCGAAGGCAGACGCUUAACAACUGAGCCACCCAGGCGCCCCUCAUUUCAUGUUUUUAAAAUAAGGGAAAUGUAUUCGUGAGUUCUUGUAUGAUUAAAAAUUAAUAAUAAUGAUUUAAAAAAUUAGCCUUAGGCUCUCUUGAGCCCUUUCUCUGGGCUGGCAGGGCUGGUUCAUGACUGACUAACCUUGUAUGAGUCACGGUGCCUAAAGGGAAUGAGGGGCCCACUUUCCAUCUCCGUGCUGGCUGGUCCUGGGGGCUCCCUUGGCCUUGGAGCCCUGUCCCAUGCCAGGUGCUGAGUGUAAGCACAGCGUGGCCAGGGUCCUCCUGUAUCUGACCUGGAGACUCAACACGACAGAAGGGUCUGCACCGCAUAGUCGACACAGACCCGUAAAAACUGAGCCUGGAGCCCCCAGGCCGAAUCUCAGUCCUGCUUCCACCUCCCAGCGUCCUCGGACAAGUGGCCCCGCAGGCUCUGACCUCUCUCCUACCACCUUCUCCUUGUUCUCUCUGUUCCAGCCGCACUGGCUUCCUGUCUGCUCACUCUGCCUCCCUCGCGUGCCUUGGUGUUUAUGGUUGCUGUUCCUUUUCACCAGAACCCUCUUCCCUCUGACUUCCACAUGACUGGCUACGUCUCAGGGGUCAGAUCUCCUCUCCAGCUGCCUCUUAGAGGGGUCUUCUGAGUUAUCCCCUCCCUGUCAGUCCUUCUCCACCAACCCAUGCUAUUUUAUUUCUCUGAGAGCAGGAAACACCACCAGAAUUAUGUUGUAGAACUGAUUUAUGCACUUUUAUGAACUGUGUGGCUCCCUGGAAGGCAGGUGCAUUGGGAGCGGGCACCUGCCCUGUCCUUCUCUGUAGCCCAAGAACCGAGAAUGGAGCCUGGCACAUAGUAAGUGCUCAGUAAAGAGUAUGUGAGUGAAUGUACAACCUUCACAAGCCCAGUGAAAACAGUGCACCAGGAGAAGCAGGAUUCCAAUGUCCCUUCCAGUCCCUUCCAGUCCCUUCUGGUCAAAAGUCAAGUCCUUGAGAGAGGCAGGAGUGGCUGAAGGAACAGGCCCCAUGGCUCUUCUUCUCAAGUCAGCUGCUGCAAGGCUCAAAGUGUGGGGCCCUUUUACUUAAUGCCCAGAUGCUUCAGUUUGCUCAUUUAGAAGAUGAGGGAUUGGACCCCACAGAGCCGCCAGAGCCACCCGCCUCCCCCGACUCCGCGUCGCCGCCAUGGCCGACGUGGAAGACGGCGAGGAACCCUGCGCCUUGUCCGCUCACUCCGGGAGCGCAGGCUCCAAGUCGGGAGGCGACAAAAUGUUCUCUCUCAAAAAGUGGAAUGCGGUGGCUAUGUGGAGCUGGGACGUGGAGUGCGAUACGUGCGCCAUCUGCAGGGUCCAGGUGAUGGAUGCCUGUCUUAGAUGUCAAGCUGAAAACAAACAAGAGGAUUGUGUUGUGGUCUGGGGAGAAUGUAAUCAUUCCUUUCACAACUGCUGCAUGUCCCUGUGGGUGAAACAGAACAAUCGCUGCCCUCUCUGCCAGCAAGAUUGGGUGGUCCAAAGAAUCGGCAAGUGAGAGUGGUGGAAGGCUUUCUUAGUGCAUUUGUUUGGAGUCCUGGUGGAUCUUGUUAUCAAGUGCCCUACAAAGGCCAGAACUCUCCAGGGAACUAAUUCUUCAAAUAAGAGGAGAUGGCUCUGUGGUCUUUUGGUACUCAUCAGAGGCAUGGUUUAGCAUUUUGUUAGUUUUAUUUUCAGAAAUUCUCUACAAUUAAGAAGAUAAUUUAUUAAAGAUGGUCUUUCCUACCUCACUGCUUAGAAGUGCUUUAAAGGAGGAGAGAGCUACAAAUUGAAUGACUUUAUAAUUUACUUAUUGAUAUCCAAAGGGCUGUGGAAGCAGUUCCAUUCAGAAGAGAACUUGUUGCAUGCUUAUAGUUGAUCAGUAAAAAAAAAAAAAAAAAGACUGUUAUAGUAACAAAUAAAGUGCAGUUUAAAACCCAACUCUUAUCCUUAUUUUGUUCCUGAUAUUUAUUUUUGGCUGGGAGGGGGUGAUUCAUGAAAUCUUUACUUGAUAUAAUGAAAAUUUUAAGUUUGGACCAGUGAACAGGGUAAAUAAAAUUUAACCUUCGGGCAUAUGGAAUUUCGAUUGUCUUUUAGGCUAUCAUCCUCUGUCUUUGGCUCAUCAAGAAUACCUAAAUCUCCACUCACCUCACUGUUCAAUCAUUGAGCAGUAAAGAACAGAAGUAUUUUUAAGUUCUGGUCAGAUUCUGUAUUAAUUAAACUGUGGAAUGUUUUAGGUGGAAUGUUAAUGAGGGGAAAAUGUUUACCACUGUAGCAUUGGAUCAAAAAGUUUAUUUUAUUACACGAUGUUUUAAUAAAUGGUUUAUUCUGUUUA
This is a messenger RNA of Mirounga angustirostris (Northern elephant seal), 5554 nucleotides long. Its product is annotated as RING-box protein 2-like. The coding region runs from base 4397 to 4738 and encodes 113 amino acids. Gene Ontology annotation, biological process: ubiquitin-dependent protein catabolic process; protein ubiquitination. The record is from RefSeq and is a predicted model, not a curated record. Gene Ontology annotation, molecular function: cullin family protein binding; zinc ion binding; ubiquitin protein ligase activity. Gene Ontology annotation, cellular component: Cul5-RING ubiquitin ligase complex; nucleus. The transcript has 2 exons. Lineage: Eukaryota; Metazoa; Chordata; Mammalia; Carnivora; Phocidae.